Messenger RNA from Hevea brasiliensis (rubber tree), 1720 nucleotides. Its product is annotated as cytochrome P450 72A397. The record is from RefSeq and is a predicted model, not a curated record. Bases 57 to 1628 code for a protein of 523 amino acids. The transcript is spliced from 5 exons. Lineage: Eukaryota; Viridiplantae; Streptophyta; Magnoliopsida; Malpighiales; Euphorbiaceae. Gene Ontology annotation, molecular function: monooxygenase activity; oxidoreductase activity, acting on paired donors, with incorporation or reduction of molecular oxygen; iron ion binding.
UGGAUGACAGACAUUUCCUUUCUCUGAGUCUCUGAAACGGUGAAAUACAUGCAAGUAUGGAAGCAUCAAGCAGUAAUUCAGUAGCAGUAUCAAUUAUUUUGAUGGUAAUAGUAACAUUGGGAUGGAGAGUACUCAACUGGGUUUGUUUGAGGCCUAAGAAGCUUGAAAGGUUUCUAAGACAACAAGGACUUGCAGGCAAUCCAUAUAGGUUUUUCCAUGGAGACUUGAAAGAGAGUGUGGCCAUGACCAAGCAAGCAAGAUCUCAGCCCUUUGAUUUUUCACAGCAUCUUGCUCUCCGAGUUGCUCCCUUUCUCCUUCAAAUCCUCAACAACUAUGGAAUUAAUAAUUACAGACUAAAUAUAAUUAAUGCAGGUAAGAAUUCCUUUAUUUGGAUUGGACCAAUACCCAGGGUGAACAUCACGAAUCCUGAGCAUAUAAAAGAAGUAUUUGCAAAAAUAAAAGAAUUUCAGAAGGUAAAGAUGCUUCCACAGUUCAAUGUGUUAGCAACCGGACUUGCAAGCUAUGAUGGUGACAAAUGGGCUAAGCAUAGGAAGAUUAUAAACCCAGCAUUCCAUCAAGAGAAGUUAAAGCUUAUGUUACCUGUGUUUUAUCAAUGCUGUAAUGAGAUGAUUGAAAAGUGGGAGAAGUUGAUCUCCACAAAGCAAUCAUGCGAGUUGGAUGUGUGGUCUUAUCUUCAAAACAUGUCAUGUGAUUGCAUUUCUCGAGCAGCAUUUGGAAGCAAUCAUGAACAAGGAAAAAGAAUUUUUGAUCUCCUCAAAGAGCUAAGCAUUCUCGUAAUGCAAGCUGCACAAUCAGUUUAUAUACCUGGUUGGAGGUUCUUGCCAACUAAAGCAAAUAAAAGGAUAAAAGAAAUCGAUAGAGAAAUACAAGCCUCACUUAAGAGUAUGAUCAGUAAACGUGAAAAUGCAAUGAAAGCAAGUGAAGCCACGAAUGAUGAUUUAUUAGGAUUACUCAUUGAAUCAAACUUAAGAGAAACUAAAGAACGUCUAAAUAUCCAAGAUGUGAUAGAUGAGUGCAAGCUAUUUUACUUUGCUGGGCAAGAGACCACUUCAGUUUUGCUUGUUUGGACUAUGAUCUCACUGAGCAAGUAUCCCCAUUGGCAAGCACAAGCUAGAGAAGAGGUUUUGCAGGUUUUUGGUGGAAAAAAACCAGAAUUUGAUGGGUUGAAUCGGCUUAAAGUUGUAACUAUGAUUUUGUACGAAGUUCUUAGGCUCUACCCACCAGCACUUGCAAUUAGUCGAACUGUUAGUGAAGAAACAAGGCUUGGAGAUUUGAUAUUACCUGCUGGGGUGCAAAUUAACAUGCCAACAGUAGUUGUGCAUCAAGACCCCGAAUUAUGGGGCAAAGAUGCAACAGAAUUCAAACCAGAGAGAUUUAGUGAAGGAGUUUCAAAAGCAACAAAGAAUCAAGUUUCAUUCUUCCCUUUCGGAUGGGGUCCUAGGAUAUGCAUUGGACAAAACUUUUCUCUCCUGGAAGCAAAAAUGGCUUUGGCCGUAAUUUUACAACACUUCUCUUUUCACCUUUCUCCAUCCUACGCUCAUGCUCCUCGCCCAAUUAUAACUCUUCAGCCUGAGCAUGGUGCUCAGUUGAUUUUACGAAAACUCUAGAUGAAUGAGCUCAAUAAAUAAAAACUCCCUAUAUACAUGUACAGAGGUAAUUAUUGUUAAACGAGGAUUAUAUUAUUAUUAUUUUUUUUUUU